Trypanosoma grayi is the source of this 1032-nucleotide messenger RNA. RefSeq names its product phosphatidylinositol N-acetylglucosaminyltransferase subunit C. Gene Ontology annotation, biological process: GPI anchor biosynthetic process. NCBI's taxonomy places the organism in Eukaryota, Euglenozoa, Kinetoplastea, Trypanosomatida, Trypanosomatidae. Gene Ontology annotation, cellular component: membrane; glycosylphosphatidylinositol-N-acetylglucosaminyltransferase (GPI-GnT) complex. The record is from RefSeq and is a predicted model, not a curated record. The transcript has a single exon. Bases 1 to 1032 code for a protein of 343 amino acids.
AUGGAAAUGGGGAGACAUGGUGCGUUCUCAGCGGAGCGACACCGCGAGCCCGCGGCGACGAGCAGCGAUGAGCUCUCCGGUACCCCGCUGGUGUGGGGGUCGUCGACGAACUCGACCACGCGUGGGUGGCGGAAGGUGCUGUACGAACGGCAGCCGUACGAGGACAACUACGUCGACCCUGAGCAGUUCAUGCAGGGUCUCCGACAGAAUGUGAACCUCAAGACGUAUGAGUACGGGAAAGUUGUCAUGGACACUUUUGUCAUUGUGCAACAGCUGUCUUUUGUCGUGUUCUUUCUCUUCGUGUUCGUACUGAUAUUGUCGGAGCGUGUUGACGCGUACGCGCUGCUGUCAAUUAACGCGACACUCUUUGCGCUUUCAUUCGUCUUUUACGUGCAGUUGCAGCGUCAGCAGUCGCUUGAGUGUGGCAAAAUCCCAACGCCGCUCAUUCAGCACGCGGUGGAGCUUGGAAGACAGGUGCUUCCAUUGGUUGCAAUACUCAUCCUCGUCUCGCCCAUACUGCAAACACUAACGGUCACAUACAGCAACGAUACAAUUGUCGCACUUAGUACCUUCGCUAUGUGUCUGCACGUCUUGCAAACAGACUACAACUACCUGAAUUGCUACACAAUGAAGUACCAACAGAAUAUGGCAGUUAAUGCAGCGACAUUUGCCACCAUUCUCGUUGCCUCACGCAUACAAAGUCCGUUUCAUAGCGGUGCUCUUAUUGCGUUUGGUAUCUUGUGCUUUACAUUGUCACCUAUUCCAAGGCAUCACGUCAAGCGUACCUCUUUGACAGCGCACGUGGGUCUUACGUUUGCCCUCUGCGGCCUUGCUGCGGGCUGUCUGAUGCUGGUGCCAAUGCUUGCGGUGGUUUACUGUCUUCUGGUAGUGGCGGUGUCGGUGGUCAUCCCGUGGUGCUUCGUGACGCUGCACGGUAACAUGAAAAAACAGAUUAAUGGCCCAUGGGACGAGGCGAAGCCAAUCAACAGUGCUGCUGCGGCUGAAUGGGCAAACGCAGGUCUGCUGCGUUGA